AUGACGGUCUCUCAGGAAUCCCGACCGCUGCAGGUCCUCAUCGUCGGUGCCGGCAUUGCGGGGUUGACGGCUGCCAUUGCUUUGGGCCAGCAGGGCCAUCACGUUGUGAUUAUCGAGAAAUCCAAGUUUUCCCGCGAGACGGGCGCAGCCAUCCAUGUGCCUCCCAAUUGCACCGCUCUGCUGAAUUGGCUGGGCAUUGACCCCAAGAACUUUGGUGGCACUUUGUUGGAGCAGGUGCUAAACUUACAGAUUCAUCGAUAUGACCAUGUCGGCAACUUGAAGUACCUGAAAGACUUUUCCGAGAUCCGGCAGAAAUGGCAGGCAGAAUGGUAUCUGGUCCACCGAGUCGACCUACACAACUACCUCAAGCAGCGCGCCAUCCAGACAGCCACACUUCACAUGGGCUGCAACAUCGUCAAUAUUGAUCUCGAUGGCCAGCGCCCAUCUGUCACACUCGACAACGGCAACCGACAUGAAGCGGAUCUGCUCCUCGGAGCUGACGGUCUGCACUCUGUCGUCCGGGAGGUGAUCGGACAGACACCCCCUCCUCCCUUCCCGGCUGGCAAGUCGUGUUUCAGAUGGCUUCUGCCGACGGAGAAGUUGCGCCAUCUCCCUGCCACCCAGAAUAUCGUGCGCGAUCCCGGGGUGUUCAUCGAAUGGGCCGGCGGAGAUCGCCGACUCGUGGCUUAUCCCUGCUCUGACAACACGAUGUUCAAUCUUUGUGCAUUCCUUCCCACUGCCGAAGCUGGUGAUGCCGCCGAAGGCUGGCAAGCGGUCGGCAACAAGAGUGCUCUCGUUGAUGGAUUCUCCGAAUUCAGUCCGGAAGUCAAGGAGCUUGUCCACGGAGCGGACGAGAAUCUCAAGGUCUGGGAGCUGUUCGAUAUGAAGUCUCUCCCAUCGUGGGUUAGGGGAUGCUCCGCUUUACUGGGUGAUGCAGCACAUCCUUUCCAGCCCUACAUGGGUCAAGGAGGCGCCAUGGCCAUUGAAGAUGCGGUUUCCCUAGCGGUGUUGCUCCCAGCUGGGACUCCCGUGAAGGACAUCCCGGCUCGGUUGGCCCUGUACGAGAAAGCGAGACGGUCGCGUGUCGACUUGGUUCUGGAGUACACACGCAUUAAUGGAGUAGAUGAGAUUGAUACAACUGCCAAGCGCAUUACUGGUGAGGUUAUCGCCGCUUGUUGA
This is a messenger RNA of Aspergillus niger, 1179 nucleotides long. RefSeq lists its product as uncharacterized. The record is from RefSeq and is a predicted model, not a curated record. Gene Ontology annotation, molecular function: monooxygenase activity; FAD binding. The coding region runs from base 1 to 1179 and encodes 392 amino acids. NCBI's taxonomy places the organism in Eukaryota, Fungi, Ascomycota, Eurotiomycetes, Eurotiales, Aspergillaceae. The transcript is spliced from 7 exons.